GCUGAACUGAAUGCUGAAACUGAAAGGAACCGCGACAUAAAGGAACUUGGAUCGUUGGAUCACCGCUCCAGCUGUGUGGCAAUACAUAACCUCAACUAAAAAUUCGUAUUUGUAGGUUACCUUCUUCAAUCAUUUACUUAAUCAAUUUCACUUCCCUUUGUAUUUUGUAGACAACUCCCAUCGUAACAGAAUGAUGCGCUCACAUUUCAGUACUCUAUUAAUGAAUUGUAAAACUGCUGUUAGUGUAAAACCGUUUGUUCGAAUGAAGACUGCUCAAUUACCUAUUUCGUGGGAGAGACCUGAACAAUUACCUCCACAUCAUCCAGCCAAGUCUGGAGACUUGAAACAACGUGCAGAAGUUGAUUUAACAAGGUUUCCUCAUCUAUUUUCAGAAUCAGAGGAGCUAAAAACAGCCGAUGAAAAUGUGAAACGCAUUUUUAGCUUGAGAUUUCAAAAACAGCGAGUCCAAAACCAAAUCCUGAAACAUGACCUUGCCGAUAAGGUCAGAAGUCACAAGCUGGACUAUACUUCCCGUGAGGUGAAAAUUGCUCUCCUGACAGGUGCCAUACGUAAUUUGACAUACUAUGUCGCUCCACGCAGACGCAAAUCGAUCCCUGCCGAAGUGAGAAUCAAUCUGAAAGAGAUGAUCGACAUGAGAAAGAAACAUCUGCGACUUUUACGUCAGGCCGACUACAAACUGUUCGAAUGGAUCCUAGAUGAACUGGACUUGGAGUUCAAACCUACACCCAGACCUAUUGAGCGAGUGGAGCGUAAACAGUCCAUGCGAAAACUGACGGACCAAUAUUGUGAAAAAGUUCGGGAUGAUAAGUUGGCUGAAUUGAGGGCACAGUUUGAAGCCAAACAGAUUCCGUUCCUAGAAGAGAAACUCGCAAAGCUGCAAUGGAUAAAGGAGAACGAAUCAAAAUACAAACUGCCUGAAUCAGUCACUGAUGAUGACAUAGAAAAUACUAGAAAAAGACUGGAAGAGCUCAAGAUGAAGAGAGAAGAAAAAGAAACUAAAAUAGAGAGUAGUAAUUGAGGUGCGACAAUUAUCCAUAUUUAUCCAGUAAUAAUUGUACUUUAUAAUGUAACAAUGAAUGUAUGUUCACACUUCACAAAAGUGAGUUAUGAGAACAUUGGUAAUAUGCUUUCGUAUCCAUAUCCUGUUGUGCAUACAAGUUGGUAAUAAAUUAUAUUCAUUGAAAAA
Molecule: messenger RNA, 1207 nt
Organism: Nilaparvata lugens (brown planthopper)
Lineage: Eukaryota; Metazoa; Arthropoda; Insecta; Hemiptera; Delphacidae
Product: 28S ribosomal protein S15, mitochondrial
Exons: 5
Coding region: 191-1039 (282 amino acids)
Biological process (GO): translation
Cellular component (GO): ribosome
Molecular function (GO): structural constituent of ribosome
Source: RefSeq, a predicted model, not a curated record